AUGGCCGGCCCAGAAGAUAACCAGACGGAAGGUGUUGAAGUCGAAGAGGAAAACAAGGCAUUGAAGACGAAAAAGCAUGACUCGGGGGCAGCGGAUUUGGAGAAGGUUACAGAUUAUGUCGAAGAGACAGAAAUAUCCGCCCAAAGUAUCGGAGAUGCAAUGAAGGCUGUGAGUGACAGAAAAGCAAAGGAACGUGCAGAAAGACAAGAACGAGAAAGAGAGCUAGCAAAGGUGAAAAUAAACAAGGAGGAUGUAGACAUUAUAGUUAAUGAAAUGGAGAUAUCUGCAGCUCAGGCCGAGAGGAAACUCCGAGAAUUCAAGGGUGAUCUAGUGUCAGCAUUAGUAGAACUCACUAACUGACCACAGUAAAAACUUUGUUUAUACAAGUAUUACUAUAGAGAGGAAAAGAGUGAAAGCAUUGGAUUUGAUUUACUGGAUCAGCAAGGAUAUGAAAGGUGUUACCCUUACAGCAGAAAAUAUGACACUACACUAACCAGGAAUAUGCCUGCAGGGGAAAAGAGAAUAUUUCUGGUGUGAUGGAAUGUCAUGAAGUUUGACUCAGAUAUCUGCUCUCAGCUCUUAAAUCUGUGAAGUUACGGUAGAUGAGGAAACAUGUUCAGAGAUUUUACACAGAGUCAGUUAUUAUUAAAAACUCACAGGACUUUAUGUUUAGUCAGCAGAUGAAGAUCCAGUAUGAAGGAGAUUCUUCUGUAAAUCAAUAGUGAUAAUUGAAUAUUGAUUACAAACAUUUUCUUGAUCUGUAACCUCAAGGUACAUAAUCUUUUGCCUACAUGUGGCCUCUCGGAGAAUAUCACACUGAGCUUGUUCAAAAUUAAUCUGUUAUUAGCUUAACAAUUUAUCCACUUAAUAUUUCAUCAAGAUUAUAUCGUUUUUAAUAAAGACAAAAUUCUUGAAUUACAUGUAUAUAUAACAAUGUACAUGAAUAUUAUCAUUUAUUAAAAAAAAAAUAAAAAAAGUAAUUGAAAAAGUAA
Ylistrum balloti is the source of this 992-nucleotide messenger RNA. RefSeq names its product huntingtin-interacting protein K-like. Lineage: Eukaryota; Metazoa; Mollusca; Bivalvia; Pectinida; Pectinidae. The transcript is spliced from 3 exons. The record is from RefSeq and is a predicted model, not a curated record. Gene Ontology annotation, biological process: protein stabilization; negative regulation of apoptotic process. The coding region runs from base 1 to 360 and encodes 119 amino acids.